Messenger RNA from Coffea eugenioides, 1356 nucleotides. RefSeq names its product probable 6-phosphogluconolactonase 4, chloroplastic. The transcript is spliced from 4 exons. NCBI's taxonomy places the organism in Eukaryota, Viridiplantae, Streptophyta, Magnoliopsida, Gentianales, Rubiaceae. Gene Ontology annotation, molecular function: 6-phosphogluconolactonase activity. Bases 96 to 1076 code for a protein of 326 amino acids. Gene Ontology annotation, biological process: pentose-phosphate shunt; carbohydrate metabolic process. The record is from RefSeq and is a predicted model, not a curated record.
CAAUUGUAUACUUUGCAGGUUUGGUGCAUCGUUGACUUGCAAACUUUUGAGAGUCUGCUUUCUCCGUGUAUGAAACAAUAAAGUCUGCGCUGCUGAUGGCUUCUUGCUAUCUUGUUCUUCCCUCUCCUGUGCGCACAAUACCAAAUUGUCUGACUUCAUUCACGCGAUCACUGCCUUCUGUUCAAUUGGCUUGUCAACCUGUAGUAUUUAAGCCCAUUUCUUGCUCACUCAGACCAAAAGGAGAAGUAUCUGUGACUAAUUUGAAUUUUAAGAAGCAACUCUGUAGAGCAAAGGCAUCUAUGGCUGGGGUUUCAGAUGAGAAAACUCAAGGCAAAGUGCAAGUUUUUGACUCAGAGGAGGAUCUGGCAUUGGCACUAGCGAAAUAUGUUGCCCAUCUCUCAAAUCGAUUUGUGAGAGAGAGAGGUGCUUUUACAGUUGUUCUAUCCGGCGGUUCUCUUAUCAAGUCUCUCAGGAAAUUAGUGGAUGCGCCUCAUAUUGAUUCAGUGGAUUGGGCAAGAUGGCAUAUUUUCUGGGUUGAUGAAAGAGUAGUUCCUAAGGAUCACCCUGAUAGCAAUUAUUUACUCGCUCAUAAUGGCUUCUUGUCCAAGGUACCAAUUCCUGCUGGCAAUGUAUAUGCCAUUAAUGAUGCAUUGUCUGCUGAGGGUGCUGCAGAUGACUAUGAGACCUGCCUCAAGCAUUUGGUACACAAUAAGAUAAUAGAAUUAUCUGGCACCACUGGAUUUCCAAAGUUUGAUCUUAUGCUUUUGGGCAUGGGCCCAGAUGGACAUGUAGCAUCUCUUUUCCCGGGGCAUCCACUUGUUCAAGAAAGCAAGAAAUGGGUUGCCUACAUCAAGGACUCACCAAAACCUCCCCCAGAGAGGAUAACUUUCUCAUUCCCAGUGAUAAACUCUUCUGCACAUGUUGCACUUGUUGUGGCAGGAGCUGGUAAAGCUGAUGUAAUCCGUAAGGCACUGGGCAGUAAUGAUCAGAAAUCUGAUCUGCUUCCAGUGCAAAUGGUUUCCCCUGAAGGGAACUUGGCUUGGUUUUUGGACAAGGAUGCUGCUUCAAAGCUGUAAUUCAGAGUUGCCUAUGCCUGAGUUGUUUGAUCAAGCGAGAAAAUUCUUCAAUAAUCUUGCUCGCUACUUUGUAGAUGUGCUGCAGAAUUUGUAAUCUUAGCAUUGCUAAUGGAGAUAUGUCUCUAUUUACAGCCGGUAAACGACUUUUGUCAGACUUAGUCAUUGGAAGACACUGAUAAAUAAAUGAAAUCUGUAAUUUUGUGUUGUAUAGGUAUCAAAGAAACCUGUUUGCAGUUGGUUUGUCUAAUGCAAAGUCAAAUGAAUAAUGGUUAUUUAUUUA